AUGAAAGGGGGCGCAGGGGCGACCCACCCGCCCGACCCAACAAGUCAUGCGGGGCCAGACAAGCCGACACGAGAGGAGCUGAUUGCCCUCAAUGCAAAACUCAAAAAGGAGAUGGAGGCCAUGUCCAAGGAGCAGUCCCGGGAUGAGGCCACAGCUAGGAGAAACCAGAUGAUUAAGCUGGUGGCGCAACGCCCCCGGGUGGGCAACAAGAUAGUCUUGGGCACCGCUGGAGAGCGCCCCGAGGCAGCUCUGCGGGUGCUGCACAACCCCACCACUGGCAAAAACACAACCAACCCUGAGGAGAUUAUAGGCAUAGUGACAGACUUCAUGUCCCAAAAGGUGGCUGCCCCGCGCAACAGCAAAAAUGGGAA
This is a messenger RNA of Monoraphidium neglectum, 371 nucleotides long. RefSeq lists its product as hypothetical. The transcript has a single exon. The record is from RefSeq and is a predicted model, not a curated record. The annotation marks the transcript as partial. Lineage: Eukaryota; Viridiplantae; Chlorophyta; Chlorophyceae; Sphaeropleales; Selenastraceae.